GUUCCUCUUUUAUUGACCAAAUUCCAUGUUGUCUCUUGUCUCUGUGUAAUUAUGCUUCAGACGGGCCAUUGAGUUGUAAGAGAAGACAAAACCCAUGCAAGCUUAGUUUGAUUGAAUAUCUCGUUCUGUCUCUCUGUCUGGUUUGCGUGAGCUUGGCUCUCGCUGUGUAAGGUUUUUUUUUUCACAUGGACUCCAAACACCUAUGAGGAAGUGGUAUUCGAUUUUUGCUUAUCUCUCGAUGGACGCAGCCUUCACGUGGGCACCUUGCAUGUUGUCUGGGUAAAGCGUUGCAUUCUUUGUGCAUGAAAUCGAGUACAUGAUCGACCCGAGGCAAAGCGCAUGGUUUCUUACCUGUCGGGUUGUAGUCAACGUCGCCUGUGCCCGAGCUUCCGUCCACAAAAUGAGAAUCGGUGGACGACAGCCACACUGACAAAGCCUCUCUUCUUGAGGAUUUGAUUACUGAAAGAUUUGCGUCAUUUGCUUUAGCGGGAUUGACGAGUUUGACUUUUGAGAGAAGAGCUAGGCUGAGGAAGAAGAAGGACACCUUAAAGACGAAGAGUCGGGGGCCUCCAUGCAGGGUCGCUGUACAAGGGAGAACUGCAAGUACUUGCACCCGCCCCCACACCUCAAGACCCAGCUGGAGAUCAACGGGCGUAAUACGCUCGCCACCCAGAAGAUGCUGCAGAACCUCCAGAACCAGCAGCUCCAGCAAGUAGUCGGCAUGACCAACCUCCAGCUCCAACCCUCGCCCAGCUCCACCACCCUUCUGACGGGUAGCCAAGGUCUUCAGGCAGGCCCUGGGAGUAACCAUCAGCUUGUGAUCCCAACGUCCUCUCCAUACCCGGGAAAGGAUUCUACCGCUGCCUCGGUACCUGCAUCAUCUUCCCUUUACCACCAGCAUGCGCCCCCUCAAAUACAGUACAACGGCCUGCAAAUUGUGCCCCAAUCGCCCUACAGUAUACCUGCCAGCGGGCAGGGUCAAGCCCAAGUGCAUACGAGCCAGGCUGCUACAGACAUCAACGCAAUGUACAGUCCUUUUUACUUGCCCGUUGCAGUGUCCAUGGGACCAACGAUGUCAGUGGGGACCCACUCCUCCACCAACCCCUAUGGGUCGUACUUCAUGCCCUUCCCCAGCCCCAAUAUAGGACAACUCACACCCAGCCAGGCAUCCUCUAUGGGGCUAGUACCAGAGAUACCGGGGCUACCAGCCCAGAUGAUACCCAGUCACACCAGCCAAGGUUUGCCCAUCAUACCGUCGAUGAAGAAGAAUGACAAGCUGGAGGUGUGCAGGGAAUACCAGCGGGGCAGCUGCUCGCGGGGUGAGGCGGAGUGUAAAUUCGCGCACCCCGACGAGCAUAUCACUCUAGACACCACCGACAACACAGUUACUGUCUGCAUGGACCACGUCAAAGGGCGCUGCUCGCGUGAAAAAUGCAAAUAUUUCCAUCCACCGCUACACCUUCAGGCCAAAAUCAAAGCCGCCCAACAACAAGGCAACAACAUGGCCGCCGUGCAGACUCUAUCCGGGCUGGCUCCACCUCCUCCAAAGAAGAUAACUGCCGGUAGCUUAGGUCACCAAGGGACGGGGCACAUGAUGAAUAUCUUCUCGCCUUCACAGUUCCCAUACCACCCCCAGCUUGGACCAGCUAUGAUGACAUCACAUCAACCCACACCAGUAGUGCCAACGCCAUUCCCAGUCAUGCCUUCCAUGGCUCCGCCAGGCCCCGGACAAAGUAUCCCGCUCUUCGCUCCCAUAAUGCCAACGCAGGUACAUCCCACCAGACAUCCACAAUCUAAUGAGACCAUUCCAGUCUGCAGAGACUUCAAGUCAGGUAGCUGCAAAAGACCAAGUUGCAAGUAUGCUCACGUUACAGAAGAUUAUAUAGAAGUAGUGGACGGGAAGGUCACGAUGUGCCGUGAUGCGGUACGGGGGAAAUGCCUCCGCGCCACCUGCAAGUACUAUCACGCUCCUACUCAUCCUCCUGCUACUACUACUACUACUGCUACUACGCACGUUACCAUGGCAACCUCUUCCUCUGCAUCUUCUGCUUGCUCCUCCUCCUCCUCAUCAGCAAACACCUACAUGGCUGGUAGCACGGCAGCCCCUCCUGGUCCCCACUACACGGCUUCCAGCACGCCCACGGGCACCAUCAACAGCACAGCCGCCGCCGCUACAACAAAUGCUAGUGCUCCUGCUGCUGCCGCUACCGCUGCCGCCAAUGUCUUGCCGCCACAACCACUUCAGCCGCAACCUCUCCCUUUCUCAGCGGCUUCGGCUGCGGCGGCUGCUGCAGCUGCCGCGGCCAACGCCGCAACCAACCCAUACCUCCACCACCACCACCAUCAUCACCAACAUCCCGCAUCCACAGUCAUGCCCAUAGCUUUAAGCAAUGGCUACCCGGCACAAGUCUUGCCUUAAAAAGAAAAAAAGACAUAAGAUCAAAAACGUAGAUGAAGUAGACUCAGAUAAUGAGUACAAAAGCUGUUGAGCAUGAUCAAAAUUAGACAAUCAAUUCCUUUUCUGUUCUUUUCUUUUGUUCUACACAAUCAUUCCAAAAUCUGGGAAACCAAUAUCCUUGUUCUUUUUUGUUCAAUUCUAAAUCCCCCUGUCUACAUUUGACUUUUAAAAUUGUCAUUCUACUUCUCUUAAAUCCUGUUCAUUCAACUCCCUUUCUCUAUAUUCCUGUUGAGAAUUUGAAUGCACUUCAGAUGUAUUAUUGAAAAAAGUUUAUAUCCUAUCCUCAACAUUUAAAUUAUCUUCCUAUAUAUUUGAAUUUGAAUAUCCCUUAAAAUUUGUUAAGAGAAAUAACAUAUUACUAAAUAUUAUAGUAUAUGAACAUUACUUAAAUAUUCCCUUUUUGCGAUUACUCUUGAUGUAAUACUGCACUUAAUACACCCUCAAACACUUCUUAUGGUAAUCCAAAGAAUUUCCGAGAUGGAUAUUCAAAAGAUACAUCCCUUGUAUUAUUAUUUGAUAGAACUAUCCUCUGUACACACCCCUCUCUCUCUCUGUCACCCUUUUCUUUGUAUAGUCCCAUGUGUUGUGUUCCAUGCUGUAUGUUUUCUUUUGCCUGGCAUUAUAUCACAUCUUAUUUACACACAAAUUUUGCUCGUAUAUCAUCAUCAUCAUAGCUGUUGAAUGUUUAGGAAGGCUUGUCAAACGGGGCAUGUAACAUCGAUGUGACGGUAAAAGGCUGUAUGUGUUUGCACCUUUGAAGUUUAUAUAUAUAUAUAUAUAAAAGGUAUAAAGCUUGCUUGUCCAUUUAUAUGUUUGCAUUCAUCAAAGUCUUGGAAACGAAAUCCAAACUGCACUCAUGCUCGAAUACCAUUCCUUGAGAGCCUAUUUUGCAAUCUAAAUGUAGCAAGCAAUCAUGAUCGCGUCUGUGUAGUCAAAAUGGCUGGCCGAAUACUUGCUUCCAUGAAAGCUGCAUCCAAGCUGAAAAUCAAAAGCAUUGAUGUUUGAUUUCGCUUUAGGAAUGUUAAGACCAAUGAGUGAUUAUGGAAUCGUAAAUGUAGGUGACGGCUAGUGGUCAGAGAUGAAAUGUGCAUGUCAAUGAGCAAGCUUGCUCCUACUUUGAGCUUUGAUUGAAGAUAAACUGCUUAGAAAUGAUAGAAGUAGGAGUACUGGUAGAUGGGUAUCGAUAGAUGCGGUGUUGUGUGGGUUGUUAAACAACUAUUCCGUUUCCUUUAGAAAUUGAAAGAAUUCUCAAUGUUGAGUCAGAAACUGGAAAUUUAAGUCUCAUUGUCGUAAAAGUCCCUUUUCAAGAGAAGAACAGACAGAAUUUUUAAAUUGAGAUAUUUGAUUACGACAUUCUGCCAAUGCUGUUAUUUGAUUUGCCAUUUUUUUUUUCAAAUUGCCAAUCGGGAUCUGCAUCUCACAAUUUGAUAUUGAAUAUUAUCAACUCACCCCUUAUUAUCAACAAUUAUCUCAUAAUCUCUGAAAUUGCUCUCCUAUUUCCAACAAUGAUAAUUGUAAAUAAAGUGGUAUUGUACAUAAAUGAUGUAUCAUUUUUUUAUUGUAUUGAAACUUUUUUGCGAUGGUAAUCUUGAAUUACAUAAACAUGUUCAUAGUUCUUGAUGGUACAACUCAUUACUAAUUUUUUGUAAAUAUAUGAUAAUAGAUAUCAUGUUUGGCAUAUUCUCUGUCAUUUUAAAAGUGACAAUCUGCCUUGUUUAAUCAAUCAAUGUAUACUUAUUGCACAGAAGAACAGACAAUCCAUAUUUUUUAUUGUUUUAUUUUCCUUAUAUUACCGCUUGCACUUUACUUACAAGAAAGAUGCACAGAAAUUACAUCUUCUUUUUAUUCACAUUGUAAUUUGUACUUAAUACACUAAAAUUUUAAAGAUCUUGCCAAACUAAACCAGUCAGAGAUUGUUUAAAAAUGUACCAUAUUUUUUUUAUUGCUGAAUAACCUGAAAUAAUGCACCCGCUGCACUGGAGCAAUUUUUUGCCUUAAGGUGUCCUAGAUGAGACAAUUAGAAAAGAAAUAAGGUAAAUACAAGUCAUGAUCUUCCUAUGCUAAUGCAUUUAUAGUACAUAUAAUGCUUGAAUAUAAUAACUGGCUUUAUAGAUAAUCAUUUUCAAUUCAGGUUAAAGUGAUAGUGGUGUGGGUGUGCAUGUUGGAUCAGUAGACUAAGGCCUUGAAUUUGGUAAUGAAUGAUAUAUAUUUAAAAAAAAUGUUUGCUUAAAGCUUGCAGCUUAUGCUUGAAUGCAUACAAAGUAGUUCUAAGCUUUGUUUUAUGAAAUGACUUUUGCUUUGCUUUAAAAAACCCCAAAAUCCAAAAGGUGUUCAAUGAAAUGAGCUUUUCAAAUAAAAUAUAGCUUUCAUAACCCAACUUUAUUUUGUGCUUGAAGUUCAUUUUCCAAAUUGCAAUGGAGGCAUAUCCCCCUUUUGUCCCCCAAAGCAGACAAAGUCUGGUCUCAUUUUUUUCCUUUUGAAUUUUCUUUUUACAGUUCCUCUAACAUUCCAGGAAGUCUUGAUUCAUAUGUGUUUUAUUAUUUCCUCUACAGAAAACAUUAAUUUGCAAUGAACAAUAUUCCCCCAUUUACCAAAUCCUAUCUGAUAUGGAAGAAGAUUGCCAGUGAUCCCUUUAAUAUAAUUUAAAACAAUUUUUAAUUCAAUAGGUUUUUUUUUUCGUUUUAAUGCAAACACAAAUUUUAACAUUUGUCUGGUAUCGGACAGAAGUUCAUUUUAAUAUUUCAUUCAUAAUGAUAAUAAUAAUGAAUUGCAUUUGUUUUUUUAUUUCUUAUACAUUUCACCCAUUUUAACAAUUUAUCCAAGAAAAGCCCUUGUCAAUCAGUGGCUCUUUUUGUCAACCUUAGCUCAAUCCAAUAGAACUACUUAUGUUAUUGUUAUUAUUUUUAUGGAAGCAAAAUGUACAUACAUAAUGGUCAUGUAUGUCAUUUCUUGAUGCACUGUUCUACGCAAAGGUUUUUUGUGAAAAACCAAACUUGCUCUAGUCAUGGUGCAGAGCAUAAUGUAUUCAUAGAUAAAUGUGCCUGUUGAUUAAAUUGGGCACAAUUGCUGAUAUACGGUAACACUUUGGAUAUAUGUAGCAUAUAGGACUGGAGGUCCGUAUGGCAAUAGAGAAGUUUAUUAGCAUAUAAUAUGUAGCUUUGAAAGUCUAGUACGCAAUGCUUGUGUGUAUAUCAGAGAUAAAUCAUACCAAAGUACUCAGAAAUUUCAAAGUGAUGAUGAAAACAAAAAAAUGUUUGAAAAAAAAUAGGAAAACCCACAAAAAAAGUAUAUAAAAAAAUGUUCAAACUGAAAUUAUCAGUGUCUGAAAUGUUAGCUGUUAAAUGGAUGUUUUAUCCUACGAAUAGAUUUGUGAUUCUAUAUUUUAAGUACUGUUUAUAAGAAAACAUGGUUGACUUUUUAUAUUCUUUUAGUGAACAACAAAUUUUGAGUGAUUUUUUUUUAGAUGAUUUUGUUGUCAUUGAAAUUGUAUUUCCACGGAUUCAUUUCUUUUUCUCCAAAAAUAUUGUACAUUUUGUGAGAUGGUAUUUUUUAGUUUCCUUUUUCUUUUGGUCAUUUCUUCUUUUUAUUGGAAAAGUUUUGAUUUUUGUGUGUAAGUUUUUUAUUUUUGACAUUUCCCCUUAGUGUGUAUAGAAAAUAUUGUGAUUUUUUUUCCUAUAUGAAAUUCAAUAUAGCUCAUACCUUUUCAAAAGUUUUGUUGAAUUCCGACAAGUCGAUGUACAUUUAAUAGGAAUUUUACAUGUAAGUGAUUGGCCAAUAGGAUGCCAUGUUAUAUAGUGUCUUGGGGUUUGAGGAGAUGAUAAUAUAUGAUCCAUAUUAUGCACUUGCACUAUGUAGAGAAAAUGGGAAGAGAAUGAAGGAAGUGGGAGGUAGAAUUGAUGCAAAAAAAAGAAGAAAUAAAUGCAUUUAAAGUGUUCAAUAUUUGUGGAGGUAUUUUCAUACACUGCUGUUUGGGAAGUCUGUUUAAAGAUGACAGAAAUUUGAAGCUUUUCCUCAAACCAUGGUCUAAUUCAAAAGUAAAGGAAAAGAAGAUGAAAAGAGAAAGUAAACUAUACCCAUAAUGCAUUGUUCUAUGCCACAUAUUUAUGUAUACAAUGAAAUUAAAUAGAAGUGUGAUUUGAUGUUAUCGUCUUCACCCCAAGAUGGCUAUUGAACAUAGCAGAGAUGGUGCACUUUGGACUCCAUUUAUCACCUUGUUUACAGGAAGUGACUUUUGACAUGAGGUCAGAGGUUAAAAAGGGUCAAACCUUUGUGAAAAGCACUUGGUCUUUAUUUUUUUCCAUUCUGUAGCGAGAACACACUCUUAUUAUCCUGUUUAUGUAGUCUAUUAAAUGGUAAAUCUAUUGUAUGAUAAUAAGAAACAUUGUUAUUUGUAUCAUGAUGGUAGUUAUCCUUAUGGUAAGUUGUAUCUUUUAAAGAAGUUUUAUGAAUACUAGAUAUGAUGUCUUUAAUGUGUGAUGUUUACAUUGUAUAUGAAAUCUGAAAAGUUUUUUGAUUCAUUAUGUACAAGUCUCAGAGAGACUAAAAAAAAUCAAUUGUGAAUACAGGAAAAUACUAUUCCACGUAAAGAACCAAAUUUUAGCGAUGUUUUAGGAAAGUAGGAGUUACAAAGAGUCUGAUCGAUUCUCUCCCUCAUUGCGUCUCAAACUCUGAUCAUCGCUCUGAUCAUCGCUGAGAGGGAAUGGGGGAGAGGAAUGGAUAGUUUCCAUUUUCAAGACCAACUUUCUUGUAGUACAUCAUUUUAUAUGAGAUGAAGAGGAAGGAGCAAACCUCAGUAUUGUAUGCUAGCGCAUGGGUCCAAGACCAGACAUUUAAAAAAAAAAAAGAAGAAAACUUAGGAUGCAAACAAAAAAAAAUCAGCGCAAGCAUGCGGUAAUAAUGGGCUUCUUUUGAAUUACCUCUUGGAAAUGGAAAUGAAUUAAAACAAAACUUGCUGGAAAGCCGAUAAAGUGGUAGAAGGGUCUUCAAUAUCCCAUUCAAUCAUGAACCUGAAUGUUUUUUAAAGAGGAAUGCCAUUCGCGCGAUCGAAUAAGAUCACAUCUUGGCUAUGGUGACCCUCUAUAUCUUGUGUCUGUCGUGAUGUCCAUGUUGUGUGUUGACACAAGUGUGGCACAUUUUUUGUAACGUCCUGUAGUAUCUGCUGCUGCUGCUAUUGCUGCUUUUGCCUGAAUCGUCAAAGAACCCCUUUUACAAUGAAAACAGGUUUGGUUAACCAUAAUAGGGAAUUAUGGAUAGGUUGGUAGUGUACUUCAUUUCAUGUUGGUAAUUUAAAAGUGUAAUACAUGUGGGAUUCCGGAUAGGAAAACUUGAUGAUGUCAAAGUGACUUUAAGAGAAAUUAAUCAUAAUUCUACUUUUGAAAAAAAUAUUAAUCAUGAAAUUAUUAAAGGUUAUUGAUCAACUGUGCCAAAAGUCUUGAAGUAAUUUUCUUGAUUGACAUCUGAAAUUUUGCGAGCAGGAAGCAGAUUGUUAUAUUUCCCAAGGAAACGAGAGGAAGAAACAUCUAGGAAGAAGAACAGUACUAUGGAACGGUUGUCAUGGAAACUUAACAAUAUUGAAAUAUAGUCGUAAAUCACAACAAGCAUUUAUAAACAUCACAGAAUGAGCUUUGAUUCUGGUUAAUUAUAGGUAAAUGAGUUGGUAUUCAAAUGACACCAAUAAAGGUGGGGGAUAAUUUUCCAGAGCAAAAAAUACCACAUUUUGAGAGUCAAAUGCCAUAAUAAUAAAUAUAAUAAUGAUUGUGGGCAUUAACGGAAAGACAAGACAAACAGAGAUUUUCAAACUGUUACAAUCGGCAUUGAUUAUUGUGAAAUUUUGGCAAAUUAACAGUCCUUUAAAAAUAAAUGUUCCCAUAGAAUAUAUAAAUCAGUGAUUGUGUCACCGAUGUAACAGCACUAGUGGUAGUUUAGUGUAUAGUUCUCACUUACUUACAUAUACGAGAACUCUGAAUUUUGUACAUGUAGUAGUAUCAUUAUUAGUAACUCUUCAGUCGGUUUGAAAUACUGUUGAAAUACUUUAUUUUUCAAAUUUUAAUAACUUGAUUAUUGACUUGUUUAAAUCUUGUACUUAAUCAAAACUGAUGUAAUUCAAUAUUCUGAUUUUUUACCCUAAUCUGUAUAGCGAGAUUCAAUUUUUGUAUCAUAAAAUUCAUAAGUCAUGAACUGGAUUUAAAUUUCGGAGGAUAUAUUUUUAUGUGAGAUAUGACAUUUUUUUCCUUUUGAAUUUUUUAAUUAUAAGAAUCAUGGUGUUAAUUGUAUAUUGAUAUGAUUGUACUUAAUAUAAUUCUUAAGAUUAUGUAACCUUAGCUGAAUGUCAGUGUGGUUUUGUUGAAAUCUCCUCAUUUUGAUACUAUAAAAUAUCUCUCUCAUGUUCAAUAAGAAUAUCAGUUUAGAAACUUAUAUCACAUAAGAGCAGGAAGAUUCAAUGGUUGUCAUGGAUAUGAACCAUUUUGGCAAUAUAAUAAGAACACAUAAGCUCAAUGAAAUUUACUUACCGAUUCAACAUAAUCAACUCGGAAUUUAUUAAUUUACUUGUCAUUUUACUACAUGGAAAUCCUAGGGGAAUUUUCAAUUGCAAUGUAGAAACUGCUAGUUUGGAACAUCAAUUUUUAAUUGUAAGUAGCGUUACAUUUUUUUGUAGAAAAAUAGUGAAUUCCAAAUUAUUCUUCAUGGGUACAGAGUGAAGAAGAAAUAUUGUUUGAUAUUUACCCAGUUUGUAGUAUUUGAAGUACUUGUCUUGAUCCACUACAGGAAUAUGUAGCUCAAAGGUUUAAUACUUUUUUUGUAAGCACGAAACUGUCUGGUGAAAACACUCACAGCUCAUGCUCAGACGGGUCAACACACAAUCGCUUUUGCUUUCUGAUUGCAUAUCUGCGCUGCUUUUUCCUUCUAUCAAAUGUAAAUAAUUGUGAAAUAUGUUCAAAACAAUUUCACAUGCGGA
Lytechinus variegatus (green sea urchin) is the source of this 9413-nucleotide messenger RNA. RefSeq names its product muscleblind-like protein 3. The record is from RefSeq and is a predicted model, not a curated record. Gene Ontology annotation, molecular function: metal ion binding. Lineage: Eukaryota; Metazoa; Echinodermata; Echinoidea; Temnopleuroida; Toxopneustidae. The transcript is spliced from 10 exons. Bases 572 to 2419 code for a protein of 615 amino acids.